UUAUGGAUUUUAUGCUAGACUAAUAGAUUGCAAACGUAGAGAAGGUAGAAGAAUCGAUUUCUAGAUCUUCUGUAUGUUCUCAAAACUCUGAUUCUUCUUUUGAUUUAGAAAAUAAAGGCAACAACAAAUCACAUCUAAAAUAACUUGCAAGUGACUAAAACGGAAGUGAUCAAAAAAGAAAGGGUAUAACAGUUUAAUUAUCUUUUAGGUAAGUUUGGCUUAAAAUAUGCUAAAAUUUCUAACAGGUAGAGACAAGCAUUAAUCGAAAGAGUUACCUCUACUGGUUGUACUAUUAAGAGUGCUGCUAAAGACUUGAGUAUCAACUUUUCAACAGCUAAAGCCAUUAUGCAAAUCUUUAGAAGAGAAGGAAGGGUAACAAAAAAAAUAGUCAGAGAAAUAAAAUAGAAAACCAAUAAGAAUUUAGGAUAAAAUAAUGAAGGUAUUAACACACAUAUUAAUUUUAGACAACAUAUAGAAAAAAUCUAUAUUUGAUGAAUAAAAUCAGAAGUUUGUAAAAGUUGAGGCAAUUUAGGACAAUAACGAGACAAAUUUAUACUAAUAGGCAGAAGAGGCUAAUAGACAUUAAGCUAUAAUCAUUCAAUAAUUAAAUACUUAAGUACUUUAUUGAUUUUAUAUUUAGAACCUAUAUUUACAAAGCAGAGUUAAUCAAUUAUAACAAGAUAAAUUAUAAUUAAACUCAAAGUAUGAAUUAUUAAUAAUGUAAUAUCAUUAAUUAUAAUAAAUGGUAAAUUUAUUAUAAUUACAAUAGGCUCAACAAUUCCUUUAGCCUUGCAUGUUUUAAUUUCCUGCAUUUGCUUAAUGA
Messenger RNA from Paramecium pentaurelia, 823 nucleotides. Lineage: Eukaryota; Ciliophora; Oligohymenophorea; Peniculida; Parameciidae. The record is from the annotation of a GenBank genome assembly.